Molecule: messenger RNA, 828 nt
Organism: Phyllotreta striolata
Lineage: Eukaryota; Metazoa; Arthropoda; Insecta; Coleoptera; Chrysomelidae
Source: the annotation of a GenBank genome assembly
AAAAUUUGACGUUGCGUAUUUAUUUACUUUUUAAAAACGAAAAAAUAGUAGUUUUAUUUUGUGAAAAAUGGUAAAAACUAACAACGGUUUACCAGAUCCAGACAAUCCCGUGGAGGAUUUUAAAAUUAACAACGACAUUAUCAUGGGUUUUUCGGAGGACGAUUCCGAUGGAGAAACCGAAAUUGAUACCUAUCAAAACGACUACGCAGAAUAUCAGCCACUACCCACCGAAAAGCCUACUUCUAAUUCCGAUACUGAAGAAUCUGCAGACGAAGAUAUCAUAAACAAUCCCCGCGAGAACAAUACGGGGAACGAAGAUAGUUCAGUUCCACCGAUAACUCCCAUAGAAACGACGCUGGUUAUGGAGCUGUGGUCCAGACCGGCCCCGGAUGCAUGCGAUAUCCAAAUGGACAACGAGAAAGUCCAGCAGGUUAAAAACGCCAUGUUAAAUGUCACUUUACCAGCGAGCGCCAUUCCCGAUUGGGCAGCCAACGUCCCGGAGGAAGAAUGGAAAUCGCAGUUGAUGAAACGCUUGAAACACUAAACUUUAAUUCAUUUAAAAAUGAGGAUAUUGCGUUUGUUAUUUUAAGUAUUAAUGAUGAGUUUCGAGCUUAUGUUAUUAUUAGGAUGUUUGAAUGUUUCUUAGGUGCUAUAUGUAUAGGAUUAAUGUGGAAUUGUUUUGUAUGUAUAAUGUAUUAAAAAUGCUAAUUUUCUAUUUUCGUGUUAAAGGAGUUGCAUAACUUCGUUUGUGUUAGGUCUAUGAUGCAUUGGUUAUUCAGUGAAUUUUUUAUUAUGUACUUCCUGUAAAUAAAAAAGCACAGUUUUCUC